AUGAAUGAAAUGGACAAAGAAAUGGAAUCUUCGACUCCAAGGAUUGUAACUGCUGGUGCUCACGAGCCACGAGGAAAAGCGGAGGAACAACAAACGCUGAAUGACAAUCAACGAUUCUUCCAACUCAUUGAAGCAAGACCUUCCGAUGAUGAAACACCACUUUUGCAUGUAUUAUCGCAAUCAUGUAAGACUAAAUACAUGCACAGAAUACACAAAUGGAUUAUUUUGAAAGGAUUUCGAAUCAUGAAAAAUCCUAAAUUUAAUCAAGUGAUAAAUAAUUAUUUCCCAUUCAUGAGUCACACAAAUUUUAAAAUUUUAUUAUUUCUAUCAUUGGUUGGAUAUUCUUAUUUCAAGAUGAAAAAUCUCACUCCUUCUAAUCAUCAAAUCUAUCGUAUGAUUGAUAAUAUUUUGUUUAUUCUCAUCAUUUCGGCCAAAAACUUUUACCACAACCUCUUUUCUAAGGGAUUUAGGAGUGACAAGGAAAAUUUACUCAAGUAA
Molecule: messenger RNA, 498 nt
Organism: Naegleria fowleri
Lineage: Eukaryota; Heterolobosea; Eutetramitea; Acrasida; Naegleriidae
Exons: 2
Coding region: 1-498 (165 amino acids)
Source: RefSeq, a predicted model, not a curated record